This is a messenger RNA of Scheffersomyces amazonensis, 489 nucleotides long. Its product is annotated as signal recognition particle subunit. Bases 1 to 489 code for a protein of 162 amino acids. Gene Ontology annotation, cellular component: signal recognition particle, endoplasmic reticulum targeting. The transcript has a single exon. Gene Ontology annotation, biological process: SRP-dependent cotranslational protein targeting to membrane. NCBI's taxonomy places the organism in Eukaryota, Fungi, Ascomycota, Pichiomycetes, Serinales, Debaryomycetaceae. The record is from RefSeq and is a predicted model, not a curated record.
AUGCCCACUGUAAAGUCAAUCGACACAUUCAUAGAGUUAUCAUCUGAUUUACUAGCCGCAUAUCCCAAUACUACUUUGUUAUCCAUAACGUAUAGUAAUGAAUCAAAGAAGUCUAAGAAAGAUAAAGUAGCAGGAUCUGUAUCUAAAAAGAAUGUAGCCACUAAUAGAGUCAAUAUUAAAUUAUAUGAACCACAUGCUGGUAAAGUUCUUAAAUUUAAAACAUUUAAGAGUAAAGAAUUAUCAAGAUUAUUAAGUUUUGUAGGUCCAAGGGGAGUUAAUAUUGGAGAAACUCAUGUUGAAGGUUUAUCUAGUGUAAUGAGUGGUGUACCAUAUCAACAAAUUGAAGGUGAUGAAGAAGUAAAAGAAGGGACACCAGCAGUCACUGAAGAAGUUGGAGAAUUUGAGUCUGAAAGAAGUCCUGCUCCAACUACAGCCAAAACUACCAAGAGUGGUAAGGGAAAGAAUAAGAAGAAAAAGAAGAAGAAUUAG